Messenger RNA from Tetranychus urticae (two-spotted spider mite), 945 nucleotides. It is a transcript of the gene Mlc-c, whose product is annotated as Myosin light chain cytoplasmic. Lineage: Eukaryota; Metazoa; Arthropoda; Arachnida; Trombidiformes; Tetranychidae. Gene Ontology annotation, molecular function: calcium ion binding; myosin heavy chain binding. The record is from RefSeq and is a predicted model, not a curated record. Gene Ontology annotation, cellular component: myosin II complex.
CAGGGUGUGUUAUUCACGAAGAAAACUGAAAACAGCAAAAAUCUCUAGUAAAACCGACGUAGUUAGUAUAUGAUUAAUUAACUUUUAACCACCCUAACCCAGAAUUUGAUUAAAUAACCCUGUGAAUCAAGUGUUCAAUAAUAAUGGAUUUUCGUGGGGAAAGUCUUAAUGAUCCAGUGCGUUUGUUUGCCAAAGAUUCGGAUUUUACUGAAUUUCAUGAGGCAUUUUCAUUGUUUGACAACAGAGGCGAUGGUAAAAUCAACGUUUCCCAAUUAGGCGAUGUCCUCAGAGCGUUGGGCCAAAAUCCUACCGAAGCUGAAGUUAAGAAAUGCUGUAACCAACUCAGAUCAGACGAUAGGAUUGGAUUUGAUGUUUUCCUGCCUAUUUUGCAGACAGUGAGCAAAAAUCGAUGCACUGAUACCGCAGAGGAUUUCAUUGAAGGUUUACGGCAUUUUGACAAAGAUGGGAGUGGUGUUAUUAGUUCAGCUGAGUUAAGACAUCUGCUCACAACUCUGGGUGAAAAAUUGAAUGACGAUGAAGUUGAACAACUCUUGGCUGGCCAAGAAGAUUCCCAAGGAAAUAUUCAUUACGAAGAAUUUGUUAAAACAGUUAUGAGCGGCUAAUUAUAUUUAACGCGCAACAUUCCAUGUGUCCACCCUUUGCCUUACGAGUAUGGCAUCAAAUUGUUAGGCUUUGUGCUUACCUUAUAUAACCAAAUAUCUAUCAGAACUUGAAUCAUUUUAAACUAACCCAUUGUUCUUGUUCGAUACGCCACCCAAAAUUAGUUAAAAACUAUAGUUUCGAUUCCCAUUCUUUCAUCAUCUUUUAACUAAUUAUUGCUAAAAUCCGAUCUGAAAGUAAACUUAUUUACGUAUAAUCUCGUUUUCCGGCCAUCUACAGAAUUAUUAAAAUUAUAAUUAUAAAAUAAAAUGCUUUGUUAUUCAA